ACUUCCGGCUGUGGCUCGCAGGCUAACGGUGACUGAGCGAUCGCAGCCGGGGAGGCGGAGGAGCUACGAUGGUGCUGCUGGAGAGCGAGCAGUUCCUGACGGAGCUGACCAGGCUCUUCCAGAAGUGCCGGUCGUCGGGGAGCGUGUUCAUCACCCUGAAGAAAUAUGAUGGUCGUACUAAACCCAUUCCACGGAAAGGGUCUGUGGAAGGCUUUGAGCCUUCGGACAAUAAGUGUUUGUUAAGAGCGACUGAUGGAAAAAAGAAGAUCAGCACUGUGGUGAGCUCUAAAGAAGUGAAUAAAUUCCAGAUGGCCUAUUCUAACUUGCUGAGAGCCAAUAUGGAUGGGCUAAAGAAGAGAGACAAGAAGAGCAAAAACAAGAAGAGCAAAGCAACACAGUGAGGGACACUUGGAUUCCUGUUUUAUUUCACCUUUAAACAGAACUCUGAAGACGCUUGGCUGGUGGUACUGGCUUCUCUUAGCGCUGAAUGGCUUCAUGUGUAGGGGAGGGGGGCAUUACUUUAGUGGCAGAUCAUCAUUCAGUUAAUUUCAGGCUUAAUGUUUACAGGGGCAGCUGUGAUUAAAAAAGAAAAAAAGGCUUGCCCAAGUUGUAUAUAUAUAUAUGUAUAUAGCAUCCACCCAGCCUCACUCCCUCUACACUUUGUAGGAUACCUGACCUAUGGUUUGUUGAAGUCACUUUAGAGAGCUUUGUGAACAUAGCAAUGUAUUAUUAAAUCUCUUGAUAUACCUUUCUUGA
Messenger RNA from Vombatus ursinus (common wombat), 756 nucleotides. RefSeq names its product signal recognition particle 14 (gene SRP14). The record is from RefSeq and is a predicted model, not a curated record. The transcript is spliced from 5 exons. Gene Ontology annotation, cellular component: signal recognition particle, endoplasmic reticulum targeting. The coding region runs from base 69 to 401 and encodes 110 amino acids. Gene Ontology annotation, biological process: SRP-dependent cotranslational protein targeting to membrane. Gene Ontology annotation, molecular function: endoplasmic reticulum signal sequence receptor activity; 7S RNA binding. NCBI's taxonomy places the organism in Eukaryota, Metazoa, Chordata, Mammalia, Diprotodontia, Vombatidae.